CCCUUCCCCUCCCCUCUCCAGAAAGGGUCGAGUUCGGCUGUUGCGCGCGGGGAAGGAAGGAGGGGCUACGAGGGAUUUGAAAGUGCUCAGGCUGCCGAGUGGAGCUCUCGUCUGUCCCCGCCGCCCGCGAGCGGAUUAAAUUUCUGCAAAUUUAAACUGAAUGAGGCUUUCUUCUGCUGCCUUCCAGAGGGCGCCUGCAACCCGCCGUGCGCUCCUCCAGCGGGAGCGGCCCCGGGGUGCACCGCUGACGACCCGGCGGGCUAGAGGGCGGCGGCGCCUGUGUUUGGGGGACCUCGCCACCCGACUGCGCCCCUCUUGGACUAGCAGCUGCUGCGCCCAGCACCCGAGCAGGGUACCCGACGGGACGGCGGACGCGAUCUAGGCGACCGAUCCUCCGAGGACGAACUUCUCGGGGGCGGGUCCCCGGUCGCCCCGUCGCCAGCUAUUGUCUGCGCGCCGCGCUCGCAAGGAGGCGCGGGGGGCGUGAGCGCGAAGACCCGGGCCGGGCGGGGCCGGGCCCAGGGCGGCGGCAGGAGGAGCCGGGGCAGUCCGGGGAGCCGGAGGAGGAGCGGCUGCGAGCACGGGAGCCGAGCGGGCGCGAUGCCGGCAGCGGCUGGGGACGGGCUCCUGGGCGAGCCGGCAGCGCCGGGGGGCGACGGGGGCUCGGAGGACGCAGCCAGGCCGGCGGCGGCCUGCGAGGGAAGUUUCCUGCCCGCCUGGGUGAGCGGCGUGUCCCGCGAGCGGCUCCGGGACUUCCAGCACCACAAGCGCGUGGGCAACUACCUGAUCGGCAGCAGGAAGCUGGGCGAGGGCUCCUUCGCCAAGGUGCGCGAGGGGCUGCACGUGCUGACCGGAGAGAAGGUCGCCAUCAAGGUCAUCGAUAAGAAGAGAGCCAAAAAGGACACCUAUGUCACCAAAAACCUGCGGCGCGAGGGCCAGAUCCAGCAGAUGAUCCGGCACCCCAACAUCACGCAGCUGCUGGACAUCUUAGAGACGGAGAACAGCUACUACCUGGUCAUGGAGCUGUGCCCCGGCGGAAACCUCAUGCACAAGAUUUACGAGAAGAAGCGCCUGGAUGAGGCCGAAGCGCGUAGAUACAUCCGGCAGCUCAUCUCUGCGGUGGAGCAUCUGCACCGGGCAGGAGUGGUUCACAGAGACUUGAAGAUAGAAAAUUUGCUACUAGAUGAAGACAACAACAUCAAGCUGAUUGAUUUUGGUCUGAGCAACUGUGCGGGGAUCCUGGGUUACUCGGACCCAUUCAGCACACAGUGCGGCAGCCCUGCCUACGCUGCUCCGGAACUGCUCGCCAGGAAGAAAUACGGCCCCAAAAUUGAUGUCUGGUCAAUAGGUGUGAACAUGUAUGCUAUGUUGACCGGGACCCUGCCUUUCACAGUGGAACCUUUCAGCCUGAGGGCUCUGUACCAGAAGAUGGUGGACAAAGAAAUGAACCCGCUCCCCACCCAGCUCUCCACAGGGGCCGUCAACUUCCUGCGCUCUCUCCUGGAACCAGACCCUGUGAAGAGGCCAAAUAUUCAACAAGCACUGGCAAACCGCUGGCUAAACGAGAACUACACUGGGAAAGUGCCCUGUAAUGUCACCUAUCCCAACAGGAUUUCUCUGGAAGACCUGAGCCCCAGCGUGGUGCUGCACAUGACUGAGAAGCUGGGCUAUAAGAACAGCGACGUCAUCAACACGGUGCUCUCCAACCGCGCCUGCCACAUCUUGGCCAUCUACUUCCUGUUGAACAAGAAACUCGAGCGCUAUUUGUCAGGGAAAUCUGACAUUCAAGAUGGCAUCUGCUAUAAGACCCAGCUCUACCAGAUAGAGAAGUGCAGAGCCAGCAAGGAGCCCUACGAGGCCUCCCUGGAUACCUGGACAAGAGACUUGGAAUUCCAUGCUGUACAGGAUAAGAAGCCCAAAGAACAAGAGAAAAGGGGAGAUUUUCUUCAUCGUCCGUUUUCCAAGAAGCCGGACAAGAGCCUGCCCUCGCACAAACAGCCCUCAGCCUCCCUCAUCACCCAGAUCCAGAACACCAAAGCCCUCCUCAAAGACCGCAAGGCCUCCAAGGCGGGCUUUCCCGACAAAGAUUCCUUUGGUUGCCGCAAUCUUUUCCGCAAAACCUCUGAUUCCAAUUGUGUGGCUUCUUCUUCCAUGGAAUUCAUCCCUGUCCCGCCUCCCAGGACACCCAGGAUUGUAAAGAAACUAGAGCCACACCAGUCAGGGCCAGGAAGUGCCAGCGUCCUCCCCAAGGAAGAGCCGCUGCUGCUGGAUAUGGUGCACUCCUUUGAGUCUGUGGACCGCGAGGACCACAUAGAACUGGUGUCCCCUUCCCACCAUUAUAGGAUCCUGAACUCACCUGUGAGCUUGGCUCGUAGGAAUUCUAGUGACAGGACACUCUCUCCGGGGCUACUGUCCGGAAGCACGUCACCUCUCCAAACUCCACUGCAUUCCACGCUGGUCUCUUUUGGGCAUGAAGAGAAGAACAGCUCCCCGAAAGAGGAGGGCGUGUGUUCCCCUCCUCCAGUUCCCAGCAAUGGCCUCACACAGCCUCUGGGAAGCCCCAACUGUGUGAAAAGUAGGGGAAGAUUCCCCAUGAUGGGUAUUGGACAGAUGCUGAGGAAGCGGCACCAGAGUCUGCAACCUUCUUCAGAGAGGUCCCUGGAGGCCAGCAUGUCCCCCCUGCAGCCCACAGGCCCCUCCAGCCUCUCCUUUGACAUGGCUGAUGGUGUCAAGGGCCAGUGUUAACACGGGAUGACAAGAUUCGUGGUCUUUGAUGAGAAUAGUAAUGGAACAGAGCUCCACACAUACAUCAGGGCAUGAGCAGUCAACCUCUCAAGAGCAUCCUUCAUCCCUGCCUCACAAUGUCCCAAGCUCGGACCAGUUAUAAUCCACACACUCAAAGCCUGCACACCCAGCCCAGCCUCACUUAGGGAUCAUCUGAGAUGCUGAAAAUCAGGAGGGCCAUCUCUAGGGGCCGUCCAUUCCAGUCUGAGACCCUCUUUCCUACAACCCUUCAUCCAGCCCUCUCCAGUAUCCCCCAGCUGGGUUCAGAGCUGAAAGCCACACCUCCAUCGCUGGACCACUCUCAGUUCCUCAGUUCCAGGUCGGUAGGAGGCCUUCCUUUCCUCUGCUACAUGUGUGCCUCUCACAGACUGCUCUGUCCAGUGACCAGUCACGGACUCAUAGGGACCAUACCACUCCAAGGAUGUCCACCCAGCCUAGGGAUUCUACAGAGGGAAGCAACCCUUCUUCCCCGAACAGUGAGUCCCUGCGGGAGGGCAGGAGUGUUGAGUCACACUGCCGGACCCCAGGAACCCCAGAGGAAGAUGGGAUAGAGCCUCAGACAGAGAUGGAACCCAACAGUGAGAUCCCACAUGGACCACAAAGACUAAAAAAACCCUACAAUGUUUUCUCUAAUUUGUCUUUUCUGUCUUUCUUUUUCCUUUUUUUUUUUUGAUUGAAACUUGCUGAGGAUUGAAAGAACUUGUCCAAAGAAAUCUUUCUUUAUAUGAUGCUAUUAAAUUGAAGUAACUUUUUUGGGGGGGCGGAGGGAGUCAGGGUCUCCAUUAAGUAGCCCAGGCUGACUUUAAAGUCUUCAUCCUCCUGCCUCAGCUUUCAAAGUGCUGGAAUGGCAAGUGUAUACCCCUGUGUCUGUCUCAAAAUAGCAAUUUUUCAAAAAAACCUCAAUGACCAGAUGGGAAGUGCUUCUCCCAAAUUCAUGUUUUCCUGAGGGAUGCAGCUUCACUCAGGUGGCCAAAAAGCUGACCCGGUUAGUGAUGGCAGUAACGUUAGACCAUGGUGGCCUGCAUGAGGGACGGCAGCCUGGCCAACCUGUGUUUGUACUGUGGCAGCAGCUCCGGGUGGUUCCGGAGAAAGAGAAGGGGUUCUCAAGGCAGAGUCAAGAUGACGGCAAGAAGGCGGCAUGCACUGUGCAGUGCUAUCUCUCGGCUGCAGCUGGAGCUUAGCUAUGCUGGGGGCCGGGAGCAGGCUCGCCCACUGGGAGCGCCUUCACGGAUAGUUUGUCCCCAAGGAAAGCAGGGUCCCCGAAACAGGCUCUCGGUCCAUGUUGUCUUCUGCACCUUUCCCCUCCAGGAUUGAACCAAAGAUGCGUUUCCGGUUUCGUGGCUGUGACACCCUUGUGUCUCUUGUGGAAUCUGGUGUUGUCGAAUCCUGUCCAGCUGGCACUUGAUGGGGGACUGUCUCAUGUGGAUCCUGGUCCUUAGCGGGGGACUGCUCAGUCAUGGGCAGCUUUGUAAGGAGGAGAAGGACUGGCGCAAGUCCGGUUACAGUCGGUUUAGGAGAUGAGUUAUGGAAUAGCCCAGAAUCUUCGAUCUUUGUCUAUUUCAGAUGUGAUCAGAGACCACAGCGGUAGGCAUGUAGUCUGGUUCAUCAUCUCAGUCCACUGAUUGUAAAGUGGGCUAAUUUCUUUAACGUCACAAAGCCAGUCUUGGCCAUGGAAGGAUGAGACACAGCAUCACCGUCUCUCAUUUGCCAGUGGUGGCUUCCCUUGGCCUCCCUCAGCUCUGACAGGGCAAGAAGAACACACACAUUUGGCUGACCCUGGAAGCAAGAUGCUCUAGUCCUUGCUGAACUUGGCAAGACCUGGGCUGCUUAAUCCCAGGGAGGGGCUCCCCCACUCCCUAGGGACCAUUAAGAAGGCCGGUUUCCUCCCGGCAGCCAGCGCUUCCAGAGCUUAAUGUUGAAACAGAACUCCGCAAGCAGAGGGAAGAGAAGACUCAUCUGCAGAUGCUGAAUUGGCGUCGUGUGCUUGAGUUUGACGGGUGAAGAAUCCUUUCUGAAGCACCUAACUGCCAACUGUAACCGCCCCGCCUGGCUCUGCCAGUUGGCAGGAUGUAUACCUGUGUGCCGUGCCCCCCUUUUCUGUAGCCCCUUAUGUCUCUUUCUGGCUGUUUGCUUUCCUCACACGUGUGCGUUUGUGUGUGCCUGUGUUGGUGUUAGCUCAUGGAGAAAGUGUUUCCCAUUCUGUGAACGCGUCAAGAAAGGCGUCAGAUACACAACUAUCUGACACAACUAACGUUGCCAGGGGUAACAGACUCGGAACUCAGGUGUGUGGUGAGCCCAGUGGUAGAGUGCGGAGGGGAAACUAGCUGCGUUUUGCAAUGUGUCUACACCUGACAGACAAAUCUAUGAAGCCAAGUGAAAGAAGAAUGUUGAGUUCUUUGUUGUUCUAUUAUAUUUAUAUGGAAAACUUGACUACCCUUUUGUUAAGAACAGAGUGUGUUGUCUGUUUGGCCCAUGACUGUCCUUCAUGAGUCUUUGCCUGUGAUUUCAGUCAGCCUGUGGCUACUGAUGGGAAUGACCGAACUGUCACUGUGUGAAGUCCAGGAGGAAGAGUCCAUCUUAGCUGUACGGUUUGGCCAUGAGUAAGGACUGUAUUUAUGUCACCAUUAUUGACUAUAUGUACUUUUAUAAUGGCUGUGAAAUACAC
This is a messenger RNA of Microtus oregoni (creeping vole), 5449 nucleotides long. RefSeq names its product hormonally up-regulated Neu-associated kinase (gene Hunk). The coding region runs from base 601 to 2745 and encodes 714 amino acids. The transcript is spliced from 11 exons. Gene Ontology annotation, biological process: intracellular signal transduction; protein phosphorylation. Gene Ontology annotation, cellular component: cytoplasm. Lineage: Eukaryota; Metazoa; Chordata; Mammalia; Rodentia; Cricetidae. Gene Ontology annotation, molecular function: ATP binding; protein serine/threonine kinase activity. The record is from RefSeq and is a predicted model, not a curated record.